Zymoseptoria tritici IPO323 is the source of this 1254-nucleotide messenger RNA. RefSeq lists its product as uncharacterized. Gene Ontology annotation, biological process: protein phosphorylation. The coding region runs from base 1 to 1254 and encodes 417 amino acids. Gene Ontology annotation, molecular function: protein serine/threonine kinase activity; ATP binding. The record is from RefSeq and is a predicted model, not a curated record. The transcript is spliced from 2 exons. NCBI's taxonomy places the organism in Eukaryota, Fungi, Ascomycota, Dothideomycetes, Mycosphaerellales, Mycosphaerellaceae.
AUGCCACCUGCUGCUCCUGCGGUCAAUUUGAUUAAAGGAUUCCAGACUCCGGUCACGUCGGGAGGAGAAGAGUCGGACGCUUCGAUGCUGAACACUCCGCGGAUUGGUGCCAUGAAGGAUGCGCCCAGCCCUGCCUUACGACCACUGACUCCUGGAGGUGGAAUCAGUGCUCUUCGCGCUCGACUUGACGCGCUUGCUCUGGAAUCAGAUGAUACCAGGCCCGGUAAAGGCGCGUUUGGUACGGUACACCUGGUCAAGCAAGCAGCUACAGGAAGGCUAUAUGCGCAGAAACAGUUCAAAAAGGCCAGCAUCACCGUGCACAAGCGUCUGAUCGAGCAGACUCGCACCGAGAGGACCAUCCUGGAGUCUGUCAACAGGCACCCUUUUGUCGUGAAGCUGUACUAUGCUUUCCAGGACCAGGAGAAGCUCUACCUCAUCUUGGAGUAUGCGCAAGGCGGCGAGCUCUUCCACCAUCUAGCCAUGGAGCGCAUGUUCACAGAGGAGGUCGCGGCAUUCUACAUGGCUGAAAUGGUGCUUGCGUUGGAACAUCUCCACCAGAACGUCCGGGUCAUCUACCGAGAUCUCAAGCCCGAGAAUUGUCUCCUUGACACGGAAGGACAUCUGCUUCUCACCGACUUCGGCCUUUCAAAAGUCGCACUCGACGGCGAGGACGAACGCACGAACAGCAUCCUGGGCACCAUCGAAUACAUGGCUCCCGAAGUGAUUGAAGGCAAAGCGUACGACUUUUCAGUGGACUGGUGGGGCUUGGGAGCCAUCGGCUUCGACCUGCUGACCGGUAGCCCUCCAUUCGGCGGCAACAACCACACCAAGAUCCAGCAGAACAUUGUGAAGGCAAAGUUGCAGCUGCCCUACUUCUUGGGACCGGAUGCGAAGGACCUGCUCACUCGUCUGCUGCGCAAGGAACCUCACAAGCGAUUGGGAGGCACGACGGCGAAGGACGUCAAGGCGUUGAAAGCGCACCGCUUCUUCCGCAAGAUCGACUGGAAAGCUCUCGAGAGGAGAGAAUGCGAGCCGCCCAUCCAACCCGUCAUCACCGACCCGGAGCUCGCGGAGAACUUCAGCCAGGAAUUCACCGAUUUGCCCAUGAGUCCGGUCGUCACGCGCGGAAGUCUGGCUUUUGAGAAUAUUGUUGAUGACCCGUUCGCCGCGGAGGAGAGUAAUCCUUUCGGUGGCUUCAGCUUUGUGGCGAGUAGGAGUCUGCUGGACGGGGACGAGUUCAUGUUGGAUGCUUGA